AUGUCCGGUCCGGGUCGUGCGGAAGAGGCGCAUCCCUCGUUGGGAUCUGCUGCCCAUGAGGAAGAGCCUCGUAACGCUAUGGAUGUGGCUGACGACCUUCUUAAUCAUCUAACAGCAACUCAGUUGCUCUAUACGCUCCAUCGAGUCCAUCAUCUCUGCUAUCAUGCACCUGAUAAGGCAAAGGAGCUUCUCAAUGAGGACCCUAACCUAUCAUUAGCUCUCAUCCAUGCACACUAUCUUCUAGGUGUGACUACAGGAGAACGUCUCCUACCUCUUACUGCAGAUGAGGUGAGCUUAGCGAAAGACAGGUUGCAACAGAUCAGGACACAAGGUGCAGUGGCAGCCUCAGAGUCGGCAAUACAACCUAUGCCUUUCUAUGCUCAACAGAGUGCAGGCGCAGUUGGCCUUCAAACAGUGCUCCCAGCCACCACUCCAGAGGCGCCUACGGACAACAAGCUUGAUCAUCUGGCCCGGGAGAUAUCGGCCCUCACUGCUUCCAAGGUUUCGGCUGAUACCGAAAGUAUCAUGGUCGCGCUUGGUAACCUGUCGCCAGAGCAGAUAGCAUCACUGCCUGAGGAGGUGCAGGCACAGGUGCUCGAGCUCUUGCAAGGGACCGAGUGA
Molecule: messenger RNA, 621 nt
Organism: Perkinsus marinus ATCC 50983
Lineage: Eukaryota; Perkinsozoa; Perkinsida; Perkinsidae
Exons: 4
Coding region: 1-621 (206 amino acids)
Source: RefSeq, a predicted model, not a curated record